AUGUGGGCCUGGCUGGGCGACAACGGGCAUCCGCAGCGGUACGAGCAGGCGACGAGCGACCUCCUCGAAGCCUUCUACCUGCAGGACGGCGAUGCGGCGCGCGCGAGGAUCGAUAUCGGCGGUGUCACAUACGUGACCUUCGAGUGCCGGGACUCUUCGGCGCUCGAUUUGGCGGCGGUGCUGCGCUGGCGCGUGCUCCGGCCGGGCGAGUGGGACGAGGGCGCCACCGACCCGAUCCUGAUGUGCGAUCUCGGCGAGGAUGGCGAGUCGGUCGUUCGGCUGCCGUGCCACUCGGACGCGAUCAGCUGCACCUUCAACCGGUCGACCGUCGAGCAGGCCUUCGCCUCGUCGCCAAAGUGCCCGACGUGCGGCCAGCCCUACCCGCUGCCGGGGCCGCAGCCGAGCGGAGUGAUGCGCUGCCGCGCGAGCGGCGCGUACGACUGCGACGGCCACCCGGGCUGCGGCGUGAUCGAGGCGCCGCCCGGCUCCAAUCAGGCGCACGCGUCGCCAGGCACCUCCGGGCCGCAGCACCCGCGCCCUGGGACGGCGUACUCGGGUACGCGGCGCGCGGCAAUCCUGCCCAACGACGCGACGGGCCGCGAGGCGCUCGCGCUGCUCCGCGCCGCCUUUGCGCAGGGCAAGGCGUUCGCGACGCAGCCCAUGGGCGGCGAGACGCGGCACGGCUGGCCCGACGCAACCUACCUCGACCGACUCCGCAGCGAGUGCGCCACGGCCGCGGUCGUCCCGCCGUGA
Emiliania huxleyi CCMP1516 is the source of this 753-nucleotide messenger RNA. RefSeq lists its product as hypothetical. Bases 1 to 753 code for a protein of 250 amino acids. Gene Ontology annotation, cellular component: nucleoplasm. Gene Ontology annotation, biological process: protein ubiquitination; Notch signaling pathway. NCBI's taxonomy places the organism in Eukaryota, Haptophyta, Isochrysidales, Noelaerhabdaceae. Gene Ontology annotation, molecular function: ubiquitin protein ligase activity. The transcript is spliced from 5 exons. The record is from RefSeq and is a predicted model, not a curated record.